UGCUCGGUCACUAAGAAUCAGGGACGGUGAGCUCCCGGGACCGCAAUACCCUGAGAACGCAGCUGGGUCGCUGAGGCUCCGGAAUCCGGUAGCUGAAUGAGAUACGCACGGGCCACCGGCUAGAUUGAAAUCUUGCGUCCCUCCCAGCAUCCUGGAGUCACGAGACAGGGGACUAGGACAGAACUCUGGUCCCAGGCGCGCAGGGACUGUAUCGCUGUUCCUGGUGCUGAAACGCCGCGGUUGCCGAGGGCAGCAGCCGCCUGCUCUCAGGGUACCGCGCCGCAGCGGCUGCGGGAGCUGUCCAGUGCUGAACCGGAUGCGGCCCGGUCCGCGGGGCUUAGACCCGAGCCGGCUGCACCCCGCAGAGCCCGGACAGAGCUUCUGGGAGCACUGACUGCAGAGCGCUGGGAGAGUGGGGAGCAGCGGGCUCCAAGGCAGGCAUGGAUCUGCAGAGACUCGACUCCUACCAGGGGGGAGCUGGCCCUGACUUCCAUGAGCACGUCCUGUAUAAGACCAUCCUGGUGGGCGACAGCGGCGUGGGGAAGACAUCUCUGCUCGUUCAGUUCGACCAGGGCAAGUUCAUCCCGGGAUCCUUCUCAGCCACCUUGGGCAUCGGAUUCACAGUGAUGCUUCUGGGAGACUCAGGCGUCGGCAAAACCUGUUUCCUGAUCCAAUUCAAAGAUGGGGCCUUCCUGUCCGGGACCUUCAUAGCCACUGUCGGCAUAGACUUCAGGAACAAGGUGGUGACCGUGGAUGGUAUGAGGGUGAAGCUGCAGAUCUGGGACACCGCAGGGCAGGAGCGGUUCCGCAGUGUCACCCACGCUUAUUACCGAGAUGCCCAGGCCUUGCUCCUGCUGUAUGACAUCACCAACAAAUCUUCCUUCGACAACAUCCGGGCCUGGCUCACUGAGAUUCACGAGUACGCCCAGAGGGAUGUGGUGAUUAUGCUCCUAGGCAACAAGGCGGAUGUGAGCAGUGAAAGGAUGAUCCGUUCAGAGGAUGGAGAGAUGCUGGCCAGGGAGUAUGGAGUUCCCUUCAUGGAGACCAGCGCCAAGACGGGCAUGAACGUGGAGUUAGCCUUUCUGGCCAUUGCCAAGGAGCUGAAGUACAGAGCCGGGCGGCAGGCUAAUGAACCCAGCUUCCAGAUCCGAGACUAUGUGGAAUCCCAGAAGAAGCGGCCCAGCUGCUGCUCUUUCUUGUGAAUCCCAAGGGGCUGAGAGGAAGCUCUAGAGACGCACAAGGAUGCAGCCUUCUCCCUCAGACCUGGUUUAUUCUAAGCGGCUGAGCCAAUGAGGAGAGAGUUGGGGGACCCAGUGCACAGCCCCUCCGUACUCCUGCCCCUAUUCUAGCUCCUGUAGCUUCCCUGCAUCCCCGGAGGAGGGUAAAAUAUUUUUAUUUCAUUUUAAUGAUACAUAAUCUAAUCAAAAGGGCACCAGAAAACGGAGGAAGGGAGCUGGUGCCCCUUUUGCCUUCUAGUGCUAGGACUCAGGGGCCUGGGCCUCCCACCUACCCACCAUGAGGGUGAUAUUGCACCAGCUCAGCACCAGGGGGCACUGAUGCACUUCUGGGGUAUGAGGCAGGUAGUGACCCCAUUCCCACCCUUCAGCUGGCAAGAGGCUGAGCAGACCCAGGCCUUCAUUUCCUCCGGCUCCCCAGAGAACAAUCUUCCCCAAUAAGACAGGGCCCUUGUGCCAGGAGCGAGAUCAAAGCCUCAGGAAGAUAAGAGAUGUGGAGAUUGGGCAGGGACCCAGCUCCCUGGGGGGAGGGGGGGAGAGGAGUAACAGAGAUUAGGUCUGUUAGGCUACCUCUGGCCUUACUAGCCCCUCUCUGGGAGGUGCACCCCAUUUCCCCCAGCCCACAAGCACAUUAGGGCACCUGGAAACAUCUGGUUCCUAUUCACUGGACCUCAGAUCCCAGGGGAGCCCCUCCUCCCUGAAUCCCUGGGCUUAUCUUCCUACCUUUCUGCCUGUGUCCCCAGACACCUACAGUUACUGAUAGGGAAAGGUUAUUCUUCUGUUCCAAUCCUUAGGCCGGUAUGCAGCCCACAGGCUACUUCUUCAAGCAGCUGUAGUGCUUCCACUGGAUAAAGAGCCAGAUAAAAAGAAAGCCCUGACUCCUGGAGUAGGUGGGAGAUAGAAGUGAGCAAACCUCACCUCGUUGUGUAACCCCUAAACCCAAGGGCCAUCUCCUCCCCCAUCAGCCACAUCCUUUUCUUCUCAGAUGGACAUUCGGGCCCAAACUUCUUUAUCUCCCUUCGUACUGAGCCAGGUUAGGGAGUGAGAGGUCAUCCAUUUCUGGGAAAAUCAACGCAUUGUAUGCAAAACAAGGUCAUGUGGGUGAGGCUUGGGGUGGGGAGACUGGCAGCAAGGAGUUUACAUGCUAAAGGAGUUUACGUGGGGCCAAGGUCACACGUCUCCCAAAGCCCUGACCCCAACAAUGGGAAGAGGGCAGGAGACGUGCAGCUUAUGACCUAGAGGCACCUUUACUCCAGCUCUGUUCACCAGGGCUGGGGCGAGGGGUGAGAAAGUAUGCCCUGUACAUUUCUGCAGCUGCUGCAUUUGCUUUCAAGGCAGAAAUCUUGCUCCCAGAGCAGAGUCAGCACGAUAAGGACGCUCUCCAGGCCUCUCCCAGGCAGAGCAGGGAGGAGCCUGACCUUGCCGGGUUCUUCUGGGGCCCAAGGCAGGUCGCAGGCAAUCCAAUCACAUGGGCUGCUCUGGGCCUUUGGCAUUUGUGUUUUUCAGAAGUAAAUGGCAGUAUUUUGGAAAGUA
Molecule: messenger RNA, 2768 nt
Organism: Globicephala melas (long-finned pilot whale)
Lineage: Eukaryota; Metazoa; Chordata; Mammalia; Artiodactyla; Delphinidae
Gene: RAB37
Product: RAB37, member RAS oncogene family
Biological process (GO): regulation of exocytosis
Molecular function (GO): GTPase activity; GTP binding
Source: RefSeq, a predicted model, not a curated record